Messenger RNA from Symbiodinium necroappetens, 540 nucleotides. NCBI's taxonomy places the organism in Eukaryota, Dinophyceae, Suessiales, Symbiodiniaceae. The record is from the annotation of a GenBank genome assembly.
AUGCAAGUGGCGGGCACCUCGACGUUUGCCGCUACCUUCUCAGAACGGGUGAGCCCCGACUUGAGGGCAGACAAGGGGCUGUCGGCGUUUACGCUGGCAGUACUGUGCGGGGAAUGCCUCGCAGCUUUGGUUCUUCUACCACUCUGCGCACCUUCGAAUCUGGAGGAGGCGCUGCCUGGAGAGCUUUGCUGGCGUGUAGGCUUGGCUGGUGGUUCCACAGUACUUCACCUUGUUGCUGCUUUGGGUGGCACAAGAGAGAGACUACUCGAGCCCUUGCUCGAGAGGUGUCCAGCCCUGCUGAACCGUGCCAACUGGGCACAGGAGAUUCCGGCCAUGCUCGCUCCGGCGAUGAUGCGGCCGACCUUGCAGCCCAGAUCACUCCAUGCCUUCGAAGCGCUCUUGGCGGUUCCUGAGGCUGCAAGCGAAGAGGAGAGAGUAAAGGUGGCAGAAGCAGCGGUGCUCGGCGAGGACAUAUCUGCCACAGCAGAGGAGCUCAAAGGCGAGAUGUGCGUCAUCUGCAUGGAAGGCCCAGAGGGUGGU